AUGUCGUUCGAAUUGUCAUCAAACGAGACGUUGAUCGAAAUUUCGUCUCCGCUCAGUGAGCCUCAUCCAUCUGCGAAGCCAUUAAUGGCAGCUGAUGUACGUUCGACUGAUGGCAAAUAUCAUCGUUUAAUAUUCGAUCCAAAUAGACCGCUUAUCCAGUUCACAUUAACUGGAAGCAAUGCCAAACAGCCACCUACUAUGUUAAAAGAUCUUAACGAAUUAUUGAGCGUUCGAGGUACGCCAAUUCGAAUGAGACGCGGCUUACCUGUGGAUUUGAACAAGGAUGCAAAACAAGUGGACACGCCAAAUUCACUGUUUUUGUAUUUUGCUGAAAAGAAGAACAAAUGUCGCUGGCGUAUACGUGAAGUGGUCGCUCGUUUCACCACUUCUAGUGAGAAGAAGCAUUGGCUUGAUGAGCUCAGUAAUGCGCUCAAAGAACUGAAACAACGCCCGAAAACGCUGUUGAUAUUUGUCAAUCCUUAUGGUGGCAAAGGUAAAGCCAAAAAAGUUUACGCCGAGCAGGUGGAGCUAAUUCUUAAAAUGGCAAACAUCGACUGUGAGGUGGUAAUGACGCAGCGUGCAAACCAUGCAUUUGAUGAACUGAAAAACUUAGUCGAUUCGAGGUGGAAGACUGUAGACGGCGUUGUUUCGGUUGGUGGCGAUGGACUGUUCAACGAAUGUCUUUCAGCUAUCGUUUGCAGAUCACAAGAGGAGGCUGACAAAGAUAUAACGGAUAUCAACGUGGAUUGCUUGAAAACUCCUCGAAUGCGUUUCGGAAUUAUUGGUGCUGGAUCAGCCAAUUCUAUUGUUUCGUCGGUGCAUGGGACAGAUGACUGUCCAACAGCGGCGAUUCACAUUGCAAUGGGAAGCCAGUGUUCUGUUGAUGUGUGUACGGUGCAUCGCGGUCACGAUCUGAUGCGCAUAUCAGCUAAUGCUAUCUCUUAUGGUUGGUUGGGCGAUGUGCUCGCUGAUUCAGAACGCUAUCGUUGGAUGGGUCCAUUGAGAUAUCAAUAUUCUGCACUUAGAACGACAAUUCGGAAUCCUUCCUACUUCGGACGUGUAUCAUUUUGUCUGAUCAAUGAAGAUGAUCAGAAGCAACUUGACGCAUUUCCAAAAUGUGCAGAGGGGUGUACCCUUUGUGAAAGUGGCACUAGACGCGAUGGGUCAUAUAUGCAUCAUGUACAAACGGACUUCUCACACGUGAUCGGGUGUGUAAUUCCAUGCGUAAGUCCAUUCACACCAUACGGUUUGGCUCCGUAUGCUGGUGUUGGUGACGGCAGCAUGGAUCUGGCACUGGUGUCGCGUGUAACACGCUGUGCGAAUAUGACUUUCAUGAGUAAGGUUGCGAUGCAUGGGGGUAAGAGUGUUGUGGCCAGAAAUAGUACGUUGAACGUUUUUCGUGUCACCAGAUGGGCGUUCACACCAGCCGCUCUAGUGCAUUCUCAAAAAGGAAAUAAUGGCACGGAUCAAGAAAAUCAAGGAGUUUGGAAUUUGGAUGGGGAGAUUCUACCACAACCUCCCGAUGCAGCGUUCCACUUCCGACUUCAUCCUCGUCUUAUCAAGUAUUUUGGACGUGAACUGGAAAUGAAUCAGUUGAAAACGAAGCGAACUAAGUGUUGUGGUAGUGGAAAAAAGCAGUAUUCGAACAUUAUUAUCGUUGAUCAAAAGUGA
This is a messenger RNA of Anisakis simplex (herring worm), 1671 nucleotides long. Lineage: Eukaryota; Metazoa; Nematoda; Chromadorea; Rhabditida; Anisakidae. The record is from the annotation of a GenBank genome assembly.